AUGAAGGUCUGGUUGGUUGAUAUUAUUCGCAAUCCAGAAAACCUUAGUUGGGCUGAACGUCUAGAAGUUCCAAGUGAUGAAGGAAGGAAUUACAAGGUAGACCAAUGGUGUAACCGUGAUUUGAUCCCAAUCCCGAAGGAGAGAAGGACUUACACCACGAUGUCGUAUUUCGGUUAUUGGACGGUAUCUGGUGCCUGUGUCAGUGCCUGGACCAUUGGAAGUACUAUGCUUUCUUAUGGCCUCAAUGCCAAACAGGCAAUUGCGUGUGUGGUGGUGGGCAGUUUGCUGACAGGUCUUCUGGCAAUUUCGUGUGGCUGGAUGGGUGAGAUGUACCAGAUCGGAUUUACCGUUUCCUCGAGGUAUUCGUAUGGAUUUUACGGUUCUUAUAUUCCUGUCGUUAUCCGGUCGUUUAUUGCAUGUAUGUGGUUUGGAAUGCAGGCUUAUUGGGGUGGGCAGGCUACUCGUAACCUGAUUGGAGCUAUCAUCCCAGGCUUCAUCGAUGGCAGUCUGGCGAAUGAGUUCAGCGGGAGCUCCCACCUUGCUAAGAACGAUUUCAUUGGUCUGUGUAUCUGGGGUAUCUUCUUCUGCUACUUUUUGACUAUUCCACCAGAGAGAAUGCAGAUUCCUUUCUACGUUUCGUUCGUUUUCUUCGUGGGCACCUGCUUUGGACUGCUGGGAUGGGCUGUCAGUGUUGCAGGUGGAGCAGGGCCUUUGUUUCACUCAAAAGCAACCACGACUGGUUCUGUUGGCUGGGGAGUCAUGUUUGGUAUAACCGCGCUAAUUGGUUCGUGGGGAGCUGGGUGUUUGGGCCAAUCUGAUUGGACCCGUUACGCUAAAACCCGGUAUGCCCCCACAUUGUCCCAGAUGAUUGCUGCGCCCAUGACCAUCAUCGUGACUGCGAUAAUUGGGGUUAUAGUUACAUCCGCAUCGUAUACAGUCUUUGAUGAGCUUGUUUGGAAUCCUAUUCAGCUCAUUCCCAGAAUUCAGCAACACUACCACAGCUCACCCGGCGCCAGAGCUGGCUGUUUCUUUGCUUCUAUUGGUCUGGUCACUGCUCAAAUGACCAUUUCUGUUGUUCUGAACUCUGUUUCCACCGGAAUGGAUCUUUCUGGAUUGUGCCCCAAGUAUAUCAACAUUCGCAGGGGUGGGUAUCUGAUGGCUGCAAUUGGCAUUCUGUGUCAACCAUGGCAAUUGCUAGCCACGGCAGCCAAGUUCCUCACAGUUUUGUCAGGUUUUGGUAUCUUCGUAGCUCCAAUGACAGGGGUUAUGCUGGCGGACUUUUUUGUUGCCAGAAAGAUGAAGCUUCGCGUCUGUGAUCUCUACAGAACACACGACAGUAUUUACUGGCUCGGUGAGGAGGGAAAUUGGCGUGGGGGUUUCAACUGGCGCGGUUUCGUAUCGGCAGCUUUAGGUACUGCAUUUUUAAUGCCAGGCCUUAUUGCAGCCGCUGGUCCCUACUCCAUUGCAUCAGGCUGGUCCAGACUGUACAAUCUAACGUUUAUCGUGGGCACGGCCAUCUCGUUUGCGGUCUCGUGUACCCUGAACUAUUUUUUCCCUACACCAGGUAAUGGAUUGGUUGCUCCAUUUAUUGAAGAGGAUAUCAUUAGCGCUCGCUUUUCAUCCGCCGGUGAAGGUAGUAAUGAUGAAGGGAAGGAGCCUUAUUCUGUUCAAGUUGAUAGUGUUUAG
Messenger RNA from Kuraishia capsulata CBS 1993, 1686 nucleotides. RefSeq lists its product as uncharacterized. The coding region runs from base 1 to 1686 and encodes 561 amino acids. The transcript has a single exon. The record is from RefSeq and is a predicted model, not a curated record. Gene Ontology annotation, molecular function: nucleobase transmembrane transporter activity. Gene Ontology annotation, biological process: transmembrane transport; nucleobase transport. Gene Ontology annotation, cellular component: plasma membrane. Lineage: Eukaryota; Fungi; Ascomycota; Pichiomycetes; Pichiales; Pichiaceae.